Tachysurus vachellii is the source of this 5915-nucleotide messenger RNA. Its product is annotated as NACHT, LRR and PYD domains-containing protein 12-like. Gene Ontology annotation, molecular function: protein binding. Bases 151 to 3429 code for a protein of 1092 amino acids. The record is from RefSeq and is a predicted model, not a curated record. The transcript has 13 exons. NCBI's taxonomy places the organism in Eukaryota, Metazoa, Chordata, Actinopteri, Siluriformes, Bagridae.
UAUACACUGUAAUGAAAGUGAAAGUCAGCAGCUCCAUUUAGUGACGCAUGAAAACUAAAAGAUGUCAGGAGUAAAAACACAGGUUUAAUUUAACACACCGAUGUUGGAGUGAAGUAAACGUGUGUCCUGCUGUAAUCUGGAGAAGGAGACAUGACCUCCAACAUGAGUGUGUCUGGAAAACAGGACUUAAAGAAAGACGAGAGAAUGAUGGAGGGAAAGAGAUCAGACUCACCAGAACCCAGCUGUGUGUCCAUGAAGAGUGAUGCGUCAAUGGAACGUCCAAUUAACUUCAGAGACAGAGACAGUUCUACUGAUGUGAGACCACAAAAAUCAAACAUCAGCACAAAACAGCUGGACUCUAUAUUCAAGGAGCUGGAACACAAAGUCAUCACUCUGAUAAAGAAUGAGCUGAAGAGGUUUAGGAAGCUCCUGAGUCCAGAUUACCCAGCAUGCACUGAGAGGGAGGUGGAGGAUGAGGAGGAUCUGCACAGUGUCAGAGAUGGAGCGCUGAAGAUCACACUGCACGUCCUGAAGAACAUGAACCACACAGAUCUCGCUAACACACUGCACAACAAACUCGCCUCUGUGUAUCAGACAAAGUUGAAGUCCAAUCUGAGAGAGAAGUUUAAAAGAAUUAAUGAAGGAAUCUCACAGCAUGGAAGCUCAGCACUUCUGAAUGAGAUCUACACUGAGCUCUACAUCACAGAGGGUUGGAGUGGAGACGUCAAUAAUGAACAUGAGGUGAGACAGAUUGAGGCAGCGUCCAGGAGACCAGCAACACAGGAGAAACCAAUCAACUGUAAUGAACUCUUUAAAGACAAGUCCAUCAGAACUGUGCUGACUAAAGGAGUUGCUGGAAUUGGAAAAACAGUCUCUGUGCAGAAGUUCAUUCUGGACUGGGCUGAAGGAGAAGUAAAUCAGGACGUCACCUUCAUGUUUCCACUUCCCUUUAGAGAGCUGAAUCUGAUGAAGCAGCAAAAUCUCAGUCUGAUGAAUCUUCUUCAUCACUUUUUCCCAGAAAUAAGAAAACUAGAAUCAAUAGACUGUGACUCCUACAAAGUGGUGUUGAUCUUUGAUGGUCUGGAUGAGUGUCGACUUCCUCUAAAUUUCCAGAAGAAUGAGAUAUUGUGUGAUGUGACAGAGUCAGCCUCAGUGGAUGUGCUGCUGACGAACCUCAUCAAGGGGAAUCUGCUUCCCUCUGCUCUCCUCUGGAUAACCACAAGACCAGGAGCAGCCAAUCAGAUCCCUCCUGAGUGUGUAGACCAGGUAACAGAGGUACGAGGCUUCAGUGAUCCUCAGAAAGAGGAGUACUUCAGGAAGAGGAUCAGUGAUCAGAGCCUGGCUGAUAACAUCAUCACUCACCUGAAGUCUUCAAGAAGCCUCUACAUCAUGUGCCACAUCCCAGUCUUCUGCUGGAUCUCAGCCACUGUUCUAGAGAGAAUGUUGGGUGAAGCAGAGGGUGGAGAGAUCCCCAAGACUCUGACUCAAAUGUUCACACACUUCCUGAUCUUUCAGAUCAAACACAAGGACCAAAAGUACCAUCAGAAAUGUGACCCUGAUCCUCAGCAGACCAGAGAGAGUAUCAUGGCACUGGGAAAACUGGCUUUCCACCAGCUGGAGAAAGGAAACCUGAUCUUCUAUGAGGAAGACCUGAGAGAGUGUGGCAUUGAUGUCAGAGAAGUGUCGGUGUACUCAGGAGUGUGUACCCAGAUCUUCAGGGAGGAGAUUGGGCUUCCCCUGGGGAAGGUGUUCAGCUUCGUACAUCUGAGUGUUCAGGAGUUUCUGGCUGCUUUAUACACAUUUCUCUCCUUUAUUAGCAGAAAUGUAACAGAACAUCAAACCUCUGAUCUGUCUGAUCUUUUCAGUAAGUCAGACCUGUCUGAUCUCCUCAGGAGUGCAGUGGACAAGGCUUUACAGAGUGAGAAUGGACACCUGGACCUGUUCCUCCGCUUCCUUCUGGGUCUCUCACUGGAGACCAAUCAAACUCUUUUACGAGACUUAAUGCCACAGACAGGAAGCAGAUCUCACAGCAAACAGGAAACAGUGAAGUACAUCAAGGAGAAGAUCAGGGAGAAUCCAUCUCCAGAGAAAUCCAUCAAUCUGUUCCACUGUCUGAAUGAACUGAAUGAUCAUUCUCUAGAGCAGGUAGUACAAACGUACCUGAACAGUGGAGAUUUAUGUCGUCUCAGUGGAAUCAGACUCUCUCCUUCUCAGUGGUCAGCUCUGGUGUUUGUGUUACUGACCUCAGAACAGGAGCUGGAUGUGUUUGAUUUGAGCAAAUAUGAUCAGUCACAUGAAUGUCUUCUGAGGCUGCUGCCAGUGGUCAAAGCCUCCAGAGAAGCUGUUCUGUGGGGGUGUAAUCUGACAGAGGAAAGCUGUAGAGUUCUGUCCUCAGUUCUCAGCUCAAACUCCUCCAGUCUGAGAGAACUGGAUCUGAGUGUCAAUAAACUGCAGGAUUCAGGAGUGAAGCUGCUCUCUGAUGGACUGAAGAAUCCACACUGUACACUUGAGAUACUGAGUCUGUGGGAGUGUGAUCUGACAGAGGAAAGCUGUAGAGUUCUGUCCUCAGUUCUCAGCUCAAACUCCUCCAGUCUGAGAGAACUGGACCUGAGUGACAAUAAACUGCAGGAUUCAGGAGUGAAGCUGCUCUCUGAUGGACUGAAGAAUCCACACUGUACACUGGAGAUACUGAGGCUGUGUGCCUGUAAUCUGACAGAGGAAAGCUGUAGAGUUCUGUCCUCAGUUCUCAGCUCAAACUCCUCCAGUCUGAGAGAACUGGACCUGAGAGACAAUAAACUGCAGGAUUCAGGAGUGAAGCUGCUCUCUGAUGGACUGAAGAAUCCACACUGUACACUGGAGAAACUGAGUCUGUGUAAGUGUAAUCUGACAGAGGAAAGCUGUAGAGUUCUGUCCUCAGUUCUCAGCUCAAACUCCUCCAGUCUGAGAGAACUGAACCUGAGUGAGAAUAAACUGCAGGAUUCAGGAGUGAAGCUGCUCUCUGAUGGACUGAAGAAUCCACACUGUACACUGGAGAAACUGAGGCUGUGUGCCUGUAAUCUGACAGAGGAAAGCUGUAGAGUUCUGUCCUCAGUUCUCAGCUCAAACUCCUCGAGUCUGAGAGAACUGAACCUGAGAGACAAUAAACUGCAGGAUUCAGGAGUGAAGCUGCUCUCUGAUGGACUGAAGAAUCCACACUGUACACUGGAGAAACUGAGGAUGUGUGACUGCAGUAUUACAGAUGAAGGUUGUGCUGCUCUGGCUUCAGCUCUGAGGUCAAACUCCUCAUCACACCUGAGAGAACUGAAUCUGUACUUUAAUAAACCAGGAGAAUCAGGAGUGAAGCUGCUCUCUGAUCUACUGAAGGAUCCACACUGUAAACUGGAGACACUACACAUUAAGUAUAAGAUACUCACCAGGUCUGGUGUAUGACAGGAGUCUCUCCUCAGGGCUUUUUAUGAUGGUGAAGCGUUAGAACACAUCCCACAUUUCCAGCAGUUUGGGAGCUGAAUCAUUCAUAUUCAGAUGUAGAAGAUCCAUAACAAUAACUGUGACUGAUCACAUCCUUUUAUCCUCUCAGCUACAACUUCACACUUUAACAUCUUUUACAAACCAAAGUCAAAUCCUUCAGCAUCUACACACAACACAGAGAUAUCAUCACAUCAUCACACUGAUUACACAAACACACAUCCAUGUGUUACAGAUGUUUAGAGAUUAUUUUUACCUCUUUAAUUGGAUCUCAAAUUUGUUUCUCCACAGAUGAUUGACUCACAGUUGUGAUCUUGAUUUAUUUAUUUUCCUUUAAACGUGUCUUCUUUUCAAACCCUUUUCACCAAACACUUAAAAUCUUUAUUAAAAUCCCUUUAAACAUUAAAGGAAUCUUCUUUUUUCUUUAGUUGAUCUAUUUUUCUAUAUUUCAAUUUCUUCUUCCUUAAUUUCCUCAUGACAUUUUUUAUCUUGGGUGCAUCUUGUUUUUAUAUAAUUGAACUUCUUUUUUUCCUCUUUACACCAUAUAUUUUGCUCCCUCGAGUUCUUUCUCCUCCCUUUUUAUAUUUUUGUUCUCUUUGGCCAAUUCAUUCUCUAAUUUUUGACAAUGUACUUUUACUUGCUUUUUCUCCUCUUUCUUUCUUUCUCCCAUUCUACAAUAUUUAAUUAAAAAUGUUUAAUUAAAAUUUAACAUUAUCUUCCUCAUUCAUUUCAUUUCCUUUUUCUUUUUCUAUAAUUUCUCUAAUCUUAAAAUCAUAGUGGUUUUUCUUUAAACUUUCUGUUUUUAGAAUCCAUACACCCAGUGGCAGUUCUAGGAUUUUUCUGUAACAGGGGCUAUUAAGGGGCCACAUGUUACAUUCAGGGGCCAAGUACAGGGCACACAAACUAAUUUAUUCAGUACGGUGCAAGUACAUUUCGGCAGUCAUUCCUUUUUCAAACACUCGAGUGCCGCCAAUUGUUUGGGGUUGGAAUUGCAUCUGUGUUCUUUGUGAAAAAUUCUCCGGUUGCUCUUCUCGUUGGCGAUUGAUGGAAUGGGGCCAAUCAGGGGCCAAUCAGAUUUCAGCAGGGGCCCCUGUGGCCCCGCCUUUAGAACAUACACCUUGCAUACACCUUGUCCCCUUUUUACAUUAUUCCAGUCUUAAAAAACAAAACUCAUGAUACUCAAACUUGUUUCCUUAUAUCUGAUUUUGUCUGUAAAGUUUUCUACAUUUCUUGUACAUAAAAUAAAGUCAAUCUUUGUCCUGUAAGUUUUUCACUAUAUCUCUUCUUUCCUUCCUACAUUUCUCUCCCUCCACACGUCUAUCAGGUUGUUUUCACUCAUUAGAUCCUUUAGUUCUUUUCUCUCUGUAUCUGAUUUAAUAACCAUCCCAUCUGCCAUAUGGACUUUACUGAAAACAGUCACUGCAAGUCCCAUCAUUAUUAUUUCUUUAUGCUUCUUUAAAAUUCUUUUUAAAGGAUUAAAUAAUUAUUUCUUUUCUUUUUUAUCUGUUGGGUCAUGUACAUUUACUAAACUGACAAAAAGGAGAGCUAAAACUUCACUGUGUAGAGUCAAAUUCUAGUGUUUCAGCGCUCUUAUUUGUACCCCAGGGGUGUGUGUGUGUGUGUGUGUACAUGCACCCUCCCUGGUUACUGAAGAUGUCUCCCUUUGAGUUAUCACCUCAGCAAGGCCACAUUACAUUUUCAGGUCUUAUCGAGCACCUGCACACACACGCACACACCCCUAAAGUUCCCAUCUUUCUAGCAUGUACAAAUGUAACAGAAUAAGGGCCUCUUGUUCUUUCCCCCAAGUCUUUCACAAGGAAUUUACUGUAAAAGCACAUAAUUAUAUAAAAACACUCAUGAUAUUUACAAUUUCCUCUACACCAGCCUCUAGACUGCUUUAAGCUGCUGUCAGGUAGUUUUCAUGGAGGAGAGCUUCACUCUCCUGACUGCUGCCACUGAAUAAUAAAAUGAUGUUACAGAAUUCAAACAGUAAAGUAAAUGAAUGUCUUUGUCAAAACCUUACAGCACCAGGUGUUCCCAGGCAGUCACACAUCCAAGUACUAACCAGGUCUGACUCUGCUUAGCUUCCGAGAUCAGACGAGAUCAAGCGUUCACAGGUUGGUUUGGCUGCAACAAAACAGUUAAUCAGCUUAAUCAGUUAGACGUGUAAUUUUCUAUUAAAUAAUAACAGUCUGUAAUUGAUUUCAUAGGACUUUUGUAUAAAAUAAAAUAUACAUAUAAGUAGUGUGUGUUGUCAAGAUUGAGAUCCAGUGUGUAUCACAAUGACAAAAAGUCUAAAACAAAUAAACAUCCCAAAAUAACCUGUUAAAAUGUCCAGCAAUGUUUACAGUGUUAAAAGUCUUAUAAAAUAUUUACUAUUCUUCUGCAUGAAGUGUUUUCUGUAGUGUGGGUUGUAUCAUUUUUAUAAUAAAGAAAUCUUUAUACACUGA